Haemonchus placei is the source of this 723-nucleotide messenger RNA. NCBI's taxonomy places the organism in Eukaryota, Metazoa, Nematoda, Chromadorea, Rhabditida, Trichostrongylidae. The record is from the annotation of a GenBank genome assembly.
AUGCGUAUAACCACGGCGUCGCUGCUGAACACAACCAAACUAAGAAGACUUUUUUUCGGACGUGUUAUCAAUGAGCAAAGUGAUCGUAGGAGAGCGUCGCAGAUACCGGAACACUCUCUCGUCGCUAUGCUGCGACGAUUCCCUCUAACCAAGCAUAUCUACAUUGGAGAUGUUAAUCGGUUAAAACCCCACGUACGCUCCCCGCGGUCCUCGCAAGCCGCGCGAUUGGGCGCCAAAGGCGUCACGGAACUGCUGAUGGCGAAGGAAAUCCCGCUGGUUCAACUUGUCGCUACAUAUAGAGCUCAUCCUGUUCUUAACGCAUUACCAAACAGACUCGUAUACGACAGAGACCUCGUUAGCGGCACCCCAGCACGACGGCGGCAGAUGCUCACGAGGUACUUUAGGUUACUGAACCCUGAAUUACCUUUAGUGGUCAUAGACGUCCCGAGCAGGUCCAGGUUAUCACCAUCGCGGUCUCAUUUCAACGAACAGGAAGCGCAGUGUUGCAAGGAGCUGAUUUGCGGGUUGCUCUCUAAGGAUAUACCAGCCACGUUGAUCGGAGCGAUCAACUUCUAUAAGGACCGACAACGUCUUAUGGAAGAUACAGCAGCAAAACUAGGCGUACACUUUUUCACGGUAGAUUUCGUACAAGAAAGAGAAAUGGAUAUCGUAGUAAUAUUGACGACUCGUACGACGGUUGACCGUUUUCAGGAGAAUUCAUGA